GAAUUACAUGCGCAAGAUAGAGAAUUUUAGCUGACAGAGCAAAAGUACGAACUGUGGUAAAUAUUCUUCAGUUUUGGGUGAAAAUAACCUAACAAAAUGAGUUUCUCGUUAUCAAGCGGAUGUAUUGAGGCGAUAUCUAGUGGUGAUACUCCACAAAAGCCUAUAUUCCAGAUUUUGGGAUUAAAAAAGAUUAGUUCAACAGUACAAAGCAGCACCGAUAGAUAUCGCCUACUCUUGUCAGAUGGACAGAGAAGUCAUUCUGCCAUGUUGGCAACCCAGUUGAACAAAAAAGUAACAGAUGGAGAGUUAUCAGUGAGGAGUGUUAUCCAGUUGAAUAAAUACAUCUGUAAUACUAUAGCUGAUAACAAACGAGUGAUCAUCAUUUUAGAAGUUAAUUUGAUUGCUGGUCAGAAUCAAGUCCAGGAUAAGAUUGGCAACCCAGUACCCAUAGGCCAGCCAGCUCCACCAGCUCAACAAAAUGGACAGGCACCACAUAAUGCACAAACAGGUCGAGGUGGGUUGAUGAGUAGUCGACCUACCACAACAAUGCCGUACAAUGCUGCCAAUGAGAUGCCAAAGAUGCCAACCACACCAAGUGGAGGAAUGUCUAAAGUCUUUCCUAUUGCCAGUCUUACACCAUACCAAAACAGAUGGACAAUUAGAGCACGUGUAACUAAUAAAGGCAACAUUCGGCAUUGGAACAAUUCCCGGGGUGAAGGCUGUCUCUUCUCUAUGGAUUUAAUCGAUGACUCAGCAGAAAUCAGAGCCACUGCCUUUAAUGACCAAUGUAAGAAAUACUUUGAUAUGGUGCAAGUUGGUCAGGUUUAUUUAAUAUCGCGAGGAACACUAAAGACUGCCAAUAAACAAUACACAUCCAUUAAAAAUGACUACGAGAUGUCAUUUACCUCUGAGACAGUUGUCGAGUUGUGCAAUGAUGCCGAGGCAAGUGAUGUUCCCACAGUACAGUUUGAUUUCAAACAAAUCGGCCAGCUCGAAGACAUACCUAAAGACACAAUGGUCGACGUGAUUGGAGUGUGUAAAAGUUUCAGUGACGUAUCCACCAUAGUAACACGCAGCACAAACAGAGAGCUGAGUAAAAGGGAACUACACUUGGUUGAUGAUUCAGAAAAAGUUGUCACUUUGACACUUUGGGGAACAGAUCUAACACGAUUCUGGAUUGUGAGAACAAGAACCUUCAGCAAUUGUCCUGCAUCUUGGGCAACAUUUCAUGACGUACAAGUUGUCUGUGUGAUAUAUCGGACCCGAGAAGGUUUUGUAUACCUUAGACCCACUCACACCAUCCACUGGUAUGAUGGUGAAGGAAAUUGUAAAACAAUUACGUCAAUCUCUGAGCAAAGAACUGGAGGUGGUGGAGGUACAAAUUGGAAAAACUUUAUUGAAGUCAAAAAACAAGGUCUGGGAAGUGGAGAAAAGCCGGACUACUUUUCAUGCAAAGCCACUGUGAUAUUCAUCAAAAAAGAUAACUGUAUGUACAAAGCGUGUCCCUCUGCAGAAUGUAACAAGAAAGUAGUGGAGAACUCUGAUGGUAGCUACAGGUGUGAAAAAUGUGCGAAAGAAUAUCCAGACUUCAAGUACAGAAUGCUGUUAGUUAUAAAUACAGUAGACUUUGGUGAUGGCCAGUGGGUAACGUGUUUUCAGGAUCAAGCACAAGUUAUAUUGGGAGGAAAUACAGCUGAACACAUUGGUAGCCUUAAAGACAGUAAUAAUGAAUCAGAGUUUGAGGCGGUGUUCCAAGAAGCCAAUUUUAAGUCUUAUAAUCUGAGAAUGCGAAUCAAACAAGAGACGUACAAUGAUGAAACUCGUUUGAAAUGUUCAUGUGUUGAAGCCAAACCGCUUGACUACAAGGAGCAUAGCAGGAGGCUAAUCCAGGACCUCAAAACAAUGAUAUCAUCAUAAAAAAAAAGAAAAUCUAUCAACUUUAUCACAGUCAACACUGUGUUGAGGUUUCACAUGUAUAUAAUCAUGUCAGAUUAGGCAAAGCCAUUUGUCUUCUUCAUUACUGAGAUUAGACGGUGAUAAAGAUUAUACCAUCCUAUCUCUUUAGCUGAUGUACUGCCUUUGGUCAUAUGAUAUAGACAUAAUCGGUAAACCGCAAAGUGCAUUUUGGUAGAGAUGUAUUGUCCUAUAUGUGUUGUAACGUGUUGACAUCCACUGUGACAUAGAAAAACUUUCUUCUAAUAUAAAUAUAUAUACAUUUUUAUUAUUUCAAUUUUUUGUUAUUUACUCAUUGGCCAGGCUUGUUGAGGAACCUUUUUUCUACUGCUGUGAGUUGUCCUUGUAGCUAAUCAGAGGUAUGUUACGUUAACGUUGUACCGUCUUGUAAGUGAUGUGUUUAUCAUAUGUUCUCAUUCAUUUGCAUAUCCACAAAUGUGUAAGGCCAAAAUGCGUGUCAAACUCAGUCGUCUGUCUUGUUAAGGCCAGACUUUUAUUAUCCCUUGUUUCGCGAACCCGCCGAAUGAA
Saccoglossus kowalevskii is the source of this 2481-nucleotide messenger RNA. Its product is annotated as replication protein A 70 kDa DNA-binding subunit-like. NCBI's taxonomy places the organism in Eukaryota, Metazoa, Hemichordata, Enteropneusta, Harrimaniidae. Gene Ontology annotation, molecular function: DNA binding. Gene Ontology annotation, cellular component: nucleus. Gene Ontology annotation, biological process: DNA repair; DNA replication; DNA recombination. The record is from RefSeq and is a predicted model, not a curated record.